AAGUUAGACACGAUGAAAAUGCUUGUGGAUUAACGAAGCUGCAUAACUGCCCCUGUUGCACCACAUCAACAUUUUAAUAAAAACGAGGAAGUGUCCUGCUGUUCUACUCCUUCACAGGGAAAAGUCAGCCCUUUUUAGCUGCAACAUAAAUGUGGGUUUUACUUCCGUGUGGAAGCGGAAUUUCGGCGGAAGUAAACAAUUACGGAGCCGUGCGGUCUGAGCUGGAAGACGGUUGUGUUGUCGUGUAAAGGCUGAAUAUUUCAGUGUUUCAGCAACAAUGUCUUCAGCUCAGCAUCUGAGAGAGUUUAUCAGCGAGCGACUAACUGCUGCUGCUGAAGAAAUAUUCACAGAGUUUGAAAAAACCAUCGUCCAGUAUGAAGAAGUGAUCGAUCGCCAGCGCAAACUGCUGGAUGUCACCUGGAAACCUCAGAUCCGCUUCCACACAGCAGACUUCCCACAGCAACAUGACUAUGAAGAGGAGGAGUUUUUUCCUGGCCAGCAGCUCUUUCAUCGAGACACAAGUUCCAGUCUGGACCAGGAGGAACCAGAACCUCCACAGAUGGAAGAGGACCUGGAGGAGAGCGAGCAGCUCGUUCUGAAGGAUGAGACUGACGUGGUGGUUAAAUAUGUCUUGCAUCGUCAUAUCUAUAAGGAGGAGGAAGAGGAUCUCACCAACCAGCAGCUCUGUUUCCAAGAGAAGACUUCUAGUAUGGACCAGGAUGAACCAGAGCCUCCACAGAUCACAGAGGAGCAGGAGCAGCAAUCCACCAAUCAGGAGGGAGAUCAGCUUGUUCUGAAGCAGGAGACUGAAACUUUUAUAGUGACUCCUAAUAAUGAGGACGGUGAUCACAUGGAACCAGAACCAAACAGUAACCAGCUCUUCUUUAACAACUCUCUUCUGGCAGAGCGUCAUGUUCAGGAAGCAAACAGGGAUGUUUUCUCAGCGUCCGCUACAAAUACAGAGCAGGAGAUGGACAGAAGCCACAAUAACAAUCCAAGUCAUUCUUCCAGGUCAGGAAAUUCUCCUAAAACUGACCAAUCUCAAAAGUCUGUAGAAUGCGACAUUUGUGGAAAAGCCUUUAAGAAAAGGUGCCGAAUGAAGCAACAUCGGAACGUGCACACUGGUGAAAAGCCAUACCUUUGUCAAAUUUGUGGAAAAAGUUAUAGUCAAAGCAGUCAGCUCACUUUUCACAUGAGAGUCCACGCAGACGAGAAGCCGCAUUCUUGUGAAAAAUGUGGCAAAAGUUUCACUGAUCGAAACAGUUUGACUAUCCACAUGAGAACCCACACUGGGGAGAAGCCUUAUUCUUGUAAGAUGUGUUCAAAAACAUUCAGUCAAAGAAGUAAUUUGGCUGUUCACAUGAAGACCCACACGGGUGAAAGGCUGUAUUGUUGUAAAACUUGUGGAAAAUGUUUCACUCAAAAUAAUGGUUUGACAGACCACAUGAGAACCCACACAGGUGAGAGGCCAUAUUCUUGUAAGACAUGUGGAAAGAGUUUCACUGUUCGAACCACUUUGACAGUCCACAUGAGAACUCACACUGGAGAGAAGCCUUAUUCGUGUAAGAUAUGCUCGAAAACAUUCAGUCAGAAAAGUAAUUUGACUUCUCACCUGAAGAUCCAUACAGGCGAAAAGCCGUAUUGUUGUAAAACGUGUGGGAAAUGUUUCAGGAAAAAUAGUUGUUUGACAAACCACAUGAGAACCCACACAGAACAGCAGCCAGGGCUGCGGGUAGGGCAGUUUGAGGUUAUUUAGGAGACGCCAUCACAGAGAAACACAUUCAGGACCAGAUCAGCUCAAACCUAAAGAACUAUGCUGUGAAAUACGGUGAGGGUCACGUGUUCUCCACUUUGAGACUCUUCCCCAAAGCAAACGAUGGUAAAUCAGUUCCUUCAGGCAUUUGAUGCCUUCUUCCCUUUUUGGGGAGGACACUUGAUAGUUACCAGAUGUUUCUUUGCAAUAAAAUAAAAUAAAAUAAAUAAAGAAAUUGAUGAUUUUUACAAGAAACCACAUUGUCUUUAUUUGGUUACAACUAAGAAAUG
This is a messenger RNA of Melanotaenia boesemani (Boeseman's rainbowfish), 2043 nucleotides long. RefSeq names its product zinc finger protein 391-like. Gene Ontology annotation, biological process: regulation of transcription by RNA polymerase II. Gene Ontology annotation, molecular function: RNA polymerase II cis-regulatory region sequence-specific DNA binding; DNA-binding transcription factor activity. Bases 278 to 1756 code for a protein of 492 amino acids. The transcript is spliced from 3 exons. The record is from RefSeq and is a predicted model, not a curated record. NCBI's taxonomy places the organism in Eukaryota, Metazoa, Chordata, Actinopteri, Atheriniformes, Melanotaeniidae.